GAUGGACCAGGGAGUGCCCGGCGACAAGAAUUACAUCACUAAUGAAAUAGAAAAUACCACUUUACAACUUUGAUUUAGUAAUGUAUACUUGAAAAAAAAAGUUGCGAUUCACAUAGACCACUAGAUGGCCCCAGACAAUGUUUUUGAUUGAAUGGGCGUGGUUAUGCCAGAGCGCUCUGUAAAAACAGACAUAUUUGCAAUUCCUUACUGGAGGUCGGCUAUACUUUGAAGUUGCUAAGGUCUGCGACAUUGACGGAAGAAGCAAUUUAACCCUUUCGGACUAAAGAUACCCCCAAUCCUCAACCAAGAUGUUCUACACUUGUGGCCCCAAUGAAGCCAUGGUUGUGUCUGGCUUUGGUCGCUCUCCUCCUCUGAUGAUCGCUGGAGGUAGAGUGUUUGUCCUACCAUGCAUCCAGAAGAUCCAAAGGAUCACUCUGAACACCCUGACUCUGAAUGUGAAGAGUGAAAAGGUGUACACCCGUCAUGGAGUCCCCAUCUCUGUCACUGGCAUAGCCCAGGUGAAGAUCCAGGGUCAGAACAAGCAGAUGCUGGCCACUGCCUGUCAGAUGUUCAUGGGGAAGUCUGAACACGAGGUGUCCCAGAUCGCCUUGGAGACGCUGGAGGGUCACCAGAGGGCCAUCAUCGCCCACCUGUCUGUGGAGGAGAUCUACCAGGACCGCAAGAAGUUCUCUGAGCAGGUCUUCAAGGUGGCGUCGUCCGACCUGGUCAACAUGGGCAUCGGAGUGGUCAGCUACACGCUCAAGGAUGUUCACGAUGACCAGGGAUACCUGAUCUCCCUGGGCAAGGCCAGGACUGCGCAGGUACAGAAGGAUGCCAGGAUCGGAGAGGCCCAGUACAAAAGGGACGCAGUCAUCAGGGAGGCCCAUGCCAUGCAGGAGAAGGUGUCUGCCCAGUAUGUGAACGAGAUCCAGAUGGCCAAGGCCCAGAGAGACUUUGAGCUGAAGAAGGCCAUGUACGACUAUGAGGUCAACACCAAGAAGGCAGAGUCUGAGAUGGCUUAUCAGCUCCAGGUGGCCAAGACCAAGCAGCACAUCGAGGAGGAGACCAUGCAGGUGAAGGUGGUGGAGCGCAGCCAGCAGAUCCUGCUGCAGGAGCAGGAGAUCCUGAGGAAGGAGAUGGAGCUGGAGGCCCAGGUCAAGAAGCCUGCGGAGGCUGAGAAGUACCGCCUGGAGAGGCUGGCUGAGGCCUACAGGCUGCAGCUCAUCAUGGAGGCUGAGGCUGAAGCAGAGUCCAUCAGGAUGAAGGGCGAGGCCGAGGCGUUUGCUGUGGAGGCCAAGGGCCGGGCCGAGGCCGAGCAGAUGGCCAAGAAGGCGGAGGCCUUCAAGCAGUACAAGGAGGGUGCCAUGGUGGACCUGCUGCUGGAGAAGCUGCCAUUGAUGGCAGAGGAGAUUAGCAAGCCACUCUCCAUGGCCCAGAAGAUCACCAUGAUUUCCAGCGGCGAUUCCGAGGUGGGCGUGGCCAAACUGACUGGAGAGGUGCUGGACAUCAUGACCAGACUUCCUGCGGCCAUACAGAAACUGACUGGAGUCAACAUCUCGGUGAAUUGAGUGCAGAGAAAUACCUGGAAUGGAUAAUCUGGAGGUCUAUAUCGCUCCCCAGAACAUAUUACCACUAUAACUCCCAAGUCUAUGUUUGUUUGUUUGUCUGUAUCUCUUCUGUGCUCUGCGAUGACCUUCUACACUGGGGUGCUGAGCCUGUAUAUCUUCUGUGCUCUGCGAUGACCUUCUACACUGGGGUGCUGAGCCUGUAUCUCUUCUGUGCUCUGCGAUGACUUUCUACACUGGGGUGCUGAGCCUGAAUCUCUCUAGAACUCUGUAAUCUGAAACUGCCAUGAAAGCAAAAGUGUGUAAAAUGAGGUACAUUUCCAACGUCUCCUGAACGGGGGCAUGUUGUCACAUGUCCACACCUACAGGACCAGGGGUGGCUUGACUAAAGAAAGCCAUUCAAACUAGCGGGUAAGACUCUAGCCUACUAAUCUUUCGUACCCAGAUUUUAGUAUGUCGUUUUUAUGACAGACAUUUUUCAGCAGUUUUUUAAUCGAAAGACUGAGUGUUUCAACAAAGCUGUUACAGUUUUGACAUUUAGAUUUUCACAUGGAUACAGCUCAUGAAGUUGGAUUUCCAUCUCAGUACCUUUUGGUUGUUGAUUGGAGGCAGUAGAAAUGUGUUGGUUUAACGUACGGUGGUGACUACUAUGAUCUGACUGAAUAACUUUUUUUACUAUGACAAAAUGAAGACAUUUCCUUAUUUUAUAUCUCUUAAUUGGGCAUAUCGAAGUUCUUUUAACACGUAGCAGGAAUGUUAUCUUUGUUGUGUUAGCUUUGCUAAUCUUUGGGAAAACAACAUUUGUCGUCAGAACUAACCUUCUAACUUUCCCUUCGUUGGCGUUUCACGUGCACGUGAGACGUGCACAUGCUUUGCACGUCUUUACUGCAGUCCUGUACUGUGAGAAGAGAGUUUGGAGUUACGAGUUGAGUUUCUUAUCAAGUGAAAGAUGGUGAAGGAUGUGGCGAUGGUAACAUUCUGGGGGUUUUCCCGCUCAGAACUUUCUGUGUGGUUGUCCUCGACUGUGCAGUGUCAGGUAUGUAGGUCAGGUUUCCGGCUCAGAACUUUCUGUGUGGUUGUCCUCGACUGUGCAGUGUCAGGUAUGUAGGUCAGGUGGAUGUUUUACUUCUCACCAAAGUACAGUGAGCCCUGCUCUCAGGUGUCCUGCAACCCCGAUACAUAUUUGAAAUGUUCCAUGUUUAGUUUUUUUUCUUCCUGUGUGUAUAUCCAGUGGACAUGCGCACUAGGACUAGAUAUUGCUAUAUUGACAGGUUGGUUGCAUUUUGCCAGUUACUUUUUAUUAUUUGUUUGGGUUGGGGUAGGAUUAUAUCAACUUGCUGCUAUGGUCAGUUUGGUUUUAGUUCAUGUACAUCUCUUCAAGAAUCGACAUAACUACUCUUGGUUGUCUGUGCAUCAUGUUACUUCUAAGUGCCUGAACAUUUAAGGCUUCUGUUGCCCAACUGACAUCAGCCAAUCAGAAGUUAGAUGUGCUAAUAAUGGUGAUAAUAGAGCCUUAAGAAUUCUGACGUUUUUUCCCCUGUUUGUCUAGGCUACUGUCAGAUUAAGAUUGCCAUUCGUAUACCCUAUACAGUGGCCAAAACAAUGCUUGCCUAACAUUUAUGAGAAUGUACCAUAGUUAUAUACACACAUUAAACAAUCUCAGAAUUUUUGUAAUUGAA
Molecule: messenger RNA, 3244 nt
Organism: Hypomesus transpacificus
Lineage: Eukaryota; Metazoa; Chordata; Actinopteri; Osmeriformes; Osmeridae
Gene: flot1b
Product: flotillin 1b
Exons: 13
Coding region: 309-1568 (419 amino acids)
Biological process (GO): protein localization to plasma membrane; protein kinase C signaling; positive regulation of cell junction assembly
Cellular component (GO): plasma membrane
Source: RefSeq, a predicted model, not a curated record